Molecule: messenger RNA, 310 nt
Organism: Candidula unifasciata
Lineage: Eukaryota; Metazoa; Mollusca; Gastropoda; Stylommatophora; Geomitridae
Source: the annotation of a GenBank genome assembly
GGUGUUUGCUCAGUCUGGGCUGGAGUUUGAGUACAGGUCUCUGGCUGAUGAUAAGUGCCUCAAUGAUCUGUGGAGGCGUUCACCAUUGUCCUAUGUUGAUCAGGUGAAGACACCACUACUUAUAUUGCUUGGACAAGAUGAUAAAAGAGUCCCCAAUAAUCAAGGACUAGAAUAUCUGCGUGCCCUGAAAGCACGACAAGUUCCAGUUAGGCUUCAGUCUUACCCUGGCAACAACCACAGCAUCGAUGAUGUGGAAGCUGACGCUGAUGUGAUGGUGAACACACUCCUCUGGUUCAGCUCCCACAUCUGA